AUGCUGCUGCACAACAAGGUUCCCUUGAGGAAGGACACUGACAAAAUACCUAAAAGUUUUACUGUUAGCCUUUCUCCAGAGGGACGUCUGGCCUUUUACAAGGAUAUUUUGCCAGAACAAAUCCAUUAUCAACUGUGUGACACCGAUUUCCAAGAAGCAUCCUAUUGUCAGUAUUCUACUGCUCAGUUCCCUCCAGCUUUACAGUCGCCAUCUUUUCAAAGCCAUUUCAAUACAUAUGGCUUGGAUCCACAGUACGGUAGUGGUGGUUGGUGUGGACUUGAUGCCUGUGAAGCAAGUCAGUCCACUUACAUGUUUGUUCACGAUGAUGAAGAUGGAUUCCCUGGGAUACAAAGGUCCAGACCAACUUGUUCGUUACGCUGGAAGGGACAAGAUGAGCUCUGCGUGGUCUGUGGUGAUAAGGCAUCAGGAUAUCACUACAAUGCACUAACCUGUGAAGGCUGCAAAGGUUUUUUCCGACGUAGCAUCACCAAAAAUGCAGUUUACAGUUGCAAGAAUGGUGGCCACUGUGAAAUGGAUAUGUAUAUGCGCAGAAAAUGCCAAGAGUGCAGACUGAAAAAGUGUAAGGCGGUGGGGAUGUUGGCAGAAUGUUUGCUCACAGAGAUCCAGUGUAAGUCAAAGAGACUUCGUAAGAACUCCAAGCAGAAGAUUGCCCUUUACUCUGACCUGCAAGUGGAAGACGAAGGCACAGAUAGCAAGCUUGUAUCAUCCACCACGAGAUAUGGAAAAGGGGUUCAGGAAAGCUUGGCACUAACUCAAGAGGAACAUCAUCUUAUGAAUACCAUAGUGACUGCCCAUCAAAAAUUCAUGACUCCUUUAGGGGCAGCAAGUCUGCUUCUGCAGGAGUAUUCCAACCCUGAAGUAAGUUUUCUGAGACUCUCAGAGGCAGCAGUUCUAAACAUACAGGGGCUGAUGAAUUUUACCAAGGGACUGCCAGGAUUUGAAAAUUUAACCAAUGAGGACCAGACUGCAUUACAGAAGGAGUCAAAAACUGAAGUGAUGUUCCUUCAUGUAGCUCAUCUUUACAGUGGGAAAGAAUCAACCUCUGGAAGUAUUAUGAGACCAUCAAAGCCCUCAGCUCGUACAAGGGAGGUGCAUAAUCAGAGCAGUGAAGAAAAUGUUUAUUCUUUGGAAAACUUUUUCAAGCAAGGCAGUUCUUCUGCUACUCUAACUGGCAUUACUGAAGAAUUCGUUACCUCACUAACUUACUUCUACAGAAGAAUGAGUGAACUCAAUAUAACAGAUACGGAAUAUGCUCUGCUUACAGCAACAACAGUGCUUUUCUCAGAUCGUCCUUCCCUUAAGAAUAAGCAGCAAGUAGAAAACCUACAAGAACCAGUUCUACAACUUUUGUUCAAGUAUUCAAAACUGUACCACCCAGAAGAGCCACAGCAUUUCGCUCACCUCAUAGGGAGGCUUACUGAACUGAGAACCCUGAGUCACAGGCACUCAGAAAUCCUCAGCACCUGGAAAACAAAGGACCCCAGACUGGUUACAAUACUCUCUGAGAAAUGGAAUUUGCACUCAUUUAACUGAAAAUUUAGAAUGUUGAGAUUUGUCUUAAAAUUUCAAAAUCAAUAUUGGAUGACUAAUUUGACAACAGUAAAGAAAACCAUUGUGUUAUCAUACAUCGCCAUAAAAUGGAGAUCCUAAGGGUCAUCAUUUGGAUUUGGAUUCUCGGCAGAGGAACACCCUAGGAUUCUUCCCAAUGGAGCUGUGUGGUGGCACAAUCCCCUUGCUUGGGAGAUACAGCAGGGUGAUCCCAAGUUUAAGGCCAUCCUGGGCCGCAUCUCAGAAGAAGAAAGAGGAGAACUGAUGGCUAUUGCUUUUUCAUGAGUCGUCACCUGAAGAAACUUUUUUUUCAUUUAGCUGACAAUAUCUAAUGUACAAACAUGAACAAAGGUUAGUUGUAUUAGGAUAAGGCAGUGCGUAUGCCUCACCUUAAGGACACACGGAUGGAAUGAGAAGCUGAUGCCUAAAGCUAUCUUGUCACAGUAUUUCAUGACUGAUUAAAGAGGAACAACACCUUUCAAAUUGUAUCUGCUUUGUAUUUUUAAUAAGUAUAUGCUAAUUACACAAAACAUGGAGUUUCAUUAUGAAAAUUUCAUACAUGUAUAUAUUUUAGUUGUAUUUACCACACACUCUGUAAUGCCCAUAUAUUACUGAUGCCCUUCUUGCACCCCGGUAGUCCCCAUCUACUUCUGUGUCUUAAAACAAUAGAUUCACACAUGCAAGCAAACAUCUGAUUCUAGUCUGAGUCUGAUUUAUCUCCUUUAACAUGAAGAUGUCCAUCUAUUUCUCUGCAAAUUACAGUUUCAUUCCUCUUAAGGACUGGAUUGUGUGUGUUUAUCUGUAUAUAUCACAUUUUAUUUAUCCAUCCAUCCAUCUGUUGAUGGCACCUAGCUUGAUUCCAUAUCUUGGCCACUGUGAAUAGUGCUGUAAUAAACAUGACUAUGUAGGUGUUGUGA
This is a messenger RNA of Cricetulus griseus (Chinese hamster), 2486 nucleotides long. The record is from RefSeq and is a predicted model, not a curated record. Lineage: Eukaryota; Metazoa; Chordata; Mammalia; Rodentia; Cricetidae.